AUGGCUGAUAGCAACUCCCCGGAUUACGAAGCGCUCUUCUUAAGAGCGGAGGAAGAGCGAAAACGCGAAGCAGAGCUGAGGAAACAAGCGGAGGCAGAGAGGGAUCACGAAAGAGAAAAAACUCGACAAACAACGUUUGGUGAACUCAUUCGACACUGCCACGACUUGUUCUCGCGACCAUUGAGAGCUGAAGAUCCGUCCCGCUCUACUACAGGAAAGAUACCAGCGCCCACUGGUAAACGUUGCCCGCUACAACUCCGCCCGUGGACUGAUUGUGAAACCAGACAGCAAGAAAUUUACCGCUCUGUUUGCAAUUAUUUAGAGCCACCAGGGCAGGAUGCCGAGCAGUUAUUCCUUUCACGCCACGUGCUAGAGGGUUUUGGGAAAGAACUCAGGAGGCCUAUAAGCAGUGAACAAGAUUUGGAGAGCUAUGAACGAUUUGGUGUGGAAAAUCAUGUUCGUGACAUUAUUGCACAGCUCUGCAAGAAACCUGCCGCUCGAGACGAGUUCCACUUGAGUGACGGAAUCCGUUUUGAUAAUCACGCAAACGCUCUUGAUCCUCCCCAAGUUGACCCAUUACAACCGAGAGAAUUGUCAACCUCGCGGCGUUCAAGACCGGAUCAAUUUUGCAUACGCUAUGGCACUUCAGAAACUAUCCUUACAACAGUUGAAUAUAAACCACCUCAUAAGCUAAACGUCGAAAAUAUUCGCUCCGGAUUGCGACCGAUGGAUUUCUGGAAAGAGGUGGUAGCGCCCGAUUCUAUCCCUACGCAAGAACCUGAGAAACUGAGAUACAAUGCAGCCCGGCUUACGGGCUCGGCACUAGUCCAAGAGUUCUAUGUGAUGAUUCAGGAAGGGCUUGAAUACUCCUAUUUGACGAAUGGAUUGGCGAUAGUUCUGCUGCGAGUCCCUUACGAUGACCCGACUACGUUAUACUACCAUCUCUGCGAACCCAACAUGGACGUGGACUCUGAGAAUGAUCAGAGCUUUCGGCAACCGGUAACAAGUAUUGCCCGUGUACUGUGUCUCUGUCUCAUGAGCUUUAGUUCGAGAUUGCGUAACAAUAAUUGGCGAAAUAAUGCGCUGAAACAGCUUCCAGAAUGGAAGACAAGUUUUGAUCAUGAACGUUCUGGAAUCCCAGAUGCAGAACUGCGAAAGAUCCCUCCAGAUGCACAAUAUACUCCAUCAGUAUAUACAAGUUCUGAGGGUUCCGUUUCAGUGUUUGUGCCGUCGUCCCCUCCUGAAUCUCCUACAGCGGGACGUCGACCGCCAACUCGAUCUCAAACUCGGUGCGCACCUUCGGAUUCAAUCCUUCGCAACCACUCUUCAGAGUCUGAUGAGGAUCCAGCGCCCACGGGGCAGAAGCGUCGUUUCAGUCGAGUCAUCUCGUCUCCGUUAUCCCCAUCUGUGCAACGACCGGGACGCCAGACAGGCUCUGGACAUGCCCCUAGCGAUCAAAAGCAUUAUCAGGCGCAGUUCUGUACUCAGCGGUGUCUACUCGGUCUGCAACAGGGGAGUUUACUAGACGAAUACUGCCCGAAUGUAACACUCCACCGGAAGGGGAGAAACGGCAAUCGGCACCUCAUCAACGCCGAGACAUUGGUUCAACGGAUUAAACAGCAGCUGGAUGAGGAUAUCGAUGAUUGUACACCUAUGGGAGGCUGUGGAGCAUCUGGGGCGCCGUUCAAAAUUACCUGUGCAGUAUAUGGCUAUACUGUUGUAGGUAAAGGAACUACUUCUUAUCUCUGGAAAGAGGUAUCCCGCGAAGCAGAUAUCUAUCGUAUCCUCUCGCGACUUCAGGGUUUGGUAGUUCCGGUGUUUCUCGGAGCGAUCGACCUGGCUAAAAUCUACUUCUUGAGUGGAGCUGGAGAGAUUCGACACAUGCUACUUAUGGCGUGGGCAGGAAAGCCAAUCAGCAAAAACGAAGCAACAAGCCCUGACAUCUCUAGGUCUAUCUCGAAGUCUAUAAAGAAGAUUCGCUCAUUGGGAGUAUCACAUCAGGACCUUCGCCCGGAGAACUUUCUGUGGAAUACGGAGCUACAACGGGUUCUGAUUAUUGACUUUCAUUGUUCGAAACUGGAUCGUCCACUGUUAAAAAGGCGGAGCAGACUACCCAGGAAGCUUUCAGAUGAAAAUCCACACGAGCGAAAAAGACUACGUAUAGCCUGA
Messenger RNA from Aspergillus affinis, 2169 nucleotides. RefSeq lists its product as uncharacterized. The record is from RefSeq and is a predicted model, not a curated record. The transcript has a single exon. The coding region runs from base 1 to 2169 and encodes 722 amino acids. NCBI's taxonomy places the organism in Eukaryota, Fungi, Ascomycota, Eurotiomycetes, Eurotiales, Aspergillaceae.